Molecule: messenger RNA, 1519 nt
Organism: Ahaetulla prasina
Lineage: Eukaryota; Metazoa; Chordata; Lepidosauria; Squamata; Colubridae
Gene: ISY1
Product: ISY1 splicing factor homolog
Exons: 11
Coding region: 112-960 (282 amino acids)
Biological process (GO): generation of catalytic spliceosome for second transesterification step; mRNA 3'-splice site recognition
Cellular component (GO): catalytic step 2 spliceosome; Prp19 complex; post-spliceosomal complex
Source: RefSeq, a predicted model, not a curated record
UGCUGUCAAUUACAGGACAAAUCUCUUCCGGGUUAUUUUUUUUUCUCAAGAUACGUUUCUGGUUGGGCUUCGGGUUUCGGGGCAACAUCGUGUUUUGCAGCGUCUGCAACCAUGGCUCGAAAUGCAGAGAAGGCGAUGACUGCUUUGGCAAGAUUUCGCCAAGCUCAGCUAGAAGAAGGAAAACUUAAGGAGCGAAGACCUUUCCUUGCAUCAGAAUGUAAUGAAUUGCCCAAAGCUGAGAAAUGGAGAAGACAGAUUAUCGGUGAAAUUUCUAAGAAAGUGGCCCAAAUUCAAAAUGCUGGUUUAGGUGAAUUCAGAAUUCGUGAUUUGAAUGAUGAAAUUAACAAACUCCUAAGAGAGAAGGGGCAUUGGGAGGUCCGAAUAAAGGAGCUGGGAGGACCUGAUUAUGCAAAAAUUGGCCCUAAAAUGCUUGACCAUGAGGGAAAAGAAGUUCCAGGAAACAGAGGUUAUAAAUACUUUGGAGCAGCUAAAGACCUACCCGGCGUUCGAGAGCUUUUUGAAAAAGAGCCCCUUCCUCCUCCACGGAAAACUCGAGCUGAACUCAUGAAAGCUAUUGAUGCAGAAUACUACGGCUACAGAGAUGAGGAUGAUGGUGUCCUGGAACCGCUGGAACAGGAGCAUGAAAAAAAAGUUAUUGCAGAAGCAGUGGAAAGGUGGAAGGUAGAGAGAGAAGCACAUCUUGCAAGAGGUGACAAGGAAGAUGAGGAGGAAGAAGAAAACAUUUAUGCAGUAAAUGACAAUGAGUCUGAUGAAGAAAAUGGAAUGAAAACAGAUGGUGAGGAUAGUCAGCAGAAGUUUAUUGCUCAUGUCCCAGUUCCAUCACAACAGGAGAUUGAAGAAGCUCUUGUCCGAAGAAAGAAGAUGGAACUUCUUCAAAAAUACGCCAGUGAAGCUCUUCUGGCUCAAAGUGAAGAGGCUAAAAGACUUCUAGGAUUAUAGUAAUUGCCCCUUCUAUUUUUUAUAAUCUAUCUUGAGUCUACAGAAUCAUUAUCUUCUUGAUUCUCUAGAAAUAAGACUUUGCAAGUUCUAGAAUGAAAAUGGUCAUUUUUUCCAAAAUACAUUUUAUUACACAUUUUUCACUCUAUCCUAACUUAUGAGAAUUUAUUCAUUUUCAGUUUCCACCUUCAAGCUCUAAAUAGCUAGCCUGUUUUGAAUUUAUCUUUGUCCACCUAUUUUCCUCUUUGUUUUGUUUUACCUUAGUAAUAACUGUUAAAUUAGAAAGUAACGUUUUGUAUGAGUCUUCACUUCAGUAAAAUGUUGAGUAGCUCUUAGAAGAUUUAUUAUAUUUAAUUUUGUCUAUCAUGUGUAAAUUUGUAAUUGUCAGACAUUUCUACAUCUGUGGAAUGGUAUUUUAUUUUGAGUUUUCAAGAGAACUGAAAUGUUCAAUACAGUUAAUAUGGAACUAUGUAUUAUACUACUGGAAAAAACACUCACUUGGCUGGGUUUUUGAAAUGCUGAAUAUUUCAGCAAAUAAAAUUGUAAAUACUUUUUUAUAAAA